AUGGAGAAGGAGACCUUGCAUCGGGAUUUGAGUAAAAUGGAAGAUGAAAGAAAUCUGACAAAAGUCCAGCUGAACAAGCAGGAGGAGGAGUUACAGAAACUCCGAGAAGAGAAUCGGAGGAAACAGAAGAACAUCGAGGUUCUUCAGAAGGAAAAUGAGCUGAGGAACCUGAAGAUUAACGGCUUAGAAGAUGAAAUAGAAGAAUGCAAGAUUGAGAAACAAAGGGCUGACGAAAAUCGGCAACAACUGCACCAAUGUCAAGCAGAAUUAGCCGAAAGAAAUGAGGAGAUAAAAGAAUUCAAAGAACAGAAUGUCCAGAAGGACAGAGAAAUCCUGAGACUGGGAGGUGAAUGCUCCCAGAUGCAAGAGGAGAUUAUCUUUCUCUUAAAAAUGGUUAAAAGUGUUGCCGCAGGAAAGGGAAAAGGAAAGGAGCUGAAUGAGAUGACGAGGAGGAAAGUCCAACUCGAAUUCGAAGUGGCUGAGAUGAAGGAGGAACAGGGAAAGAUUGAGUUUGAAAAGAUGGAGGCAAUCGUGGAAAUUGAAAGACUCCAAGAAGAGAACGUGGCAAAGGAUCACAAGAUCAGAUCCUUGGAAGAGGAAUUCAGAUUUCUUAAAAUGAUGCCGAACGAACAGCCUGCAUUAGAGAGGACAGACGAGAAGUUAAAGUCUCUCGAUAAACCUCGAUGUCUCAGGAGGCCUCAGGUCAAUUGUAAAGCUCUCUACCGACGGCUGGACAGCAUCGAGGAAGGAAUAAAUCAGGUCAGGGCAAUGGAACAGCCUUCAGCUGGCAACAAAAGAGAGACGAAAGCCCCCAUGAAGACUCCAUCUACAAGGAAUCAAAAGAAGCAGCCAACAAUGAGCAGGGAUGAAUUACAUCAAAAGAUGAGGCUGAAAUCUGCAGCAAACCUCCAAAGACUGGAGAUAGAUGCUGCAAUGGUCAAAAACCUCUAUAAGAUCAAUGCUGUCACUUAA
Messenger RNA from Macrobrachium nipponense, 972 nucleotides. Its product is annotated as trichohyalin-like. Bases 1 to 972 code for a protein of 323 amino acids. NCBI's taxonomy places the organism in Eukaryota, Metazoa, Arthropoda, Malacostraca, Decapoda, Palaemonidae. The record is from RefSeq and is a predicted model, not a curated record. The transcript has a single exon.